AUGAAAUAUUUAGUUAUUUAUGCCACGUUUUUAGUGAGUGUAUAAUGUUUUUAUGAUUUUAUUCCUGAUGACAUUAUAACAUUCACUUUAACAGCAAAUUAAGAAGAUGUAUUAUUGGAGAAUAUAACUGAACCAACAUUAAUAAAAGGAGCAUAUUAAGUGAAUCAUCACAAAGAUGUUAUAGAUUUUUCAGUUAAAACUCCAAAUGGAAGAACAAUAUAUUCAAAGAUGGCAACAAAUAAAGGAAAUUUCACUGUUCAAGCAAAUGAAAUAGGUUUGUAUUAAAUAAUAUUUAACAAUAAAAAAAAGGCUAAUCAAUUACUUACAUAUGCUGUUGAUGUUGUAAAAGAUAAAGAAGAUAAAAUAAAAUCAACAGAUAUUGAUCCAUUAGAAUUAGACAUAGAUUAUAUUCAUAAUGGACUUUAAGAAUUAUAUUAUGAUCAUAAAUUUUAACAAAUUCGAUAUGAAUCAUCAACUUAAUAAGUAAAAGAAGCCAAUAAGAAAAUAUAUAUAUUUACAGUUAUUGAAACUAUUUUUAUUGUUUUAGUUACAAUAUGGUAGAUUUGGUAUAUAAAGAGAUUGUACAAUAAAAGAUCACCAUUACUCUUAUGA
Messenger RNA from Paramecium sonneborni, 612 nucleotides. Lineage: Eukaryota; Ciliophora; Oligohymenophorea; Peniculida; Parameciidae. The record is from the annotation of a GenBank genome assembly.